Myxocyprinus asiaticus (Chinese sucker) is the source of this 4015-nucleotide messenger RNA. RefSeq names its product caspase recruitment domain-containing protein 11-like. The record is from RefSeq and is a predicted model, not a curated record. The transcript has 24 exons. Gene Ontology annotation, biological process: regulation of apoptotic process. The coding region runs from base 167 to 3133 and encodes 988 amino acids. Lineage: Eukaryota; Metazoa; Chordata; Actinopteri; Cypriniformes; Catostomidae. Gene Ontology annotation, molecular function: protein binding.
GUGUGUGUGUGUGAGAGAGAGAGAGAGAGAGAGAGGUGUGCACUGAACAGGAGAUGUAGGUGUGAUAGACACUUUACAGUUCAAACUGAAAUUCACUCCUUCAUCUUGUGGUGGAAGUGUAGCUGCUGUGGUUUUUCUUUGGAUUGGUGGUCAGUUCAUUUAGAUCAUGAGUGGUGAAUGGCCGUUAGGUGGAGGGACUCCAUCAGAAGAGGAGGAGAAAUAUGAGGAACUCUGGGAGCGCGUGGAAGGAGUCCGACACAAACUGACUCGCAUUUUAAACCCGGCAAAACUCACGCCGUACCUGCGUCAGUGUAAGGUCAUCGAUGAGCAGGACGAAGACGAGGUGUUGAACUCCAGUCAGUAUGCAUUGAGAAUCAGCAGAGCUGGUCGUUUAUUGGACAUUCUGAGGGGGCGUGGUCAGCGUGGUCUUCAGGCCUUCAUGGAGUCACUGGAGUUUUACCAUCCUGAACAAUACACACAACUCACCGGACAACAAGCUACACAACGCUGCUCUAUCAUGCUGGAUGAGGAGGGUCCUGAGGGUUUGACGCAGUUUCUGCUCGUCGAGGUGCGUAAGUUGCGCGAGCAGUUGCGCUGCAGUCGUUUGUGUGAGCGCCGUUUCUCUCAGCGCUGCCGUGUGGCCGAGGAGGAGCGCAGUCGAGCUGAACGAAAAGCACAAGAGCUACUACAGGACAGGAUACAACUGGAGAGGUUGAGGCAGGAUUGGGAGUCUGGUAGUCGUGAGUUGGGUUUAUUAAAGGAUCGGCAUCUGGAACAGGCUGUGAAAUACUCGCGAGCGUUAGAGGAACAACGCAAAGCUACAAUGCACGAGAGAGAACUACUCGCUGAGGUGGAGCAGCUCAGGAAGAAACUGCAUGAGGCAGAGAGAAGAGAUGGCUCCACCCCCUCUCCAACCAAUCAGAUGAGCUCUGAAGUGUGUAACAGCGCCCCCGCAGCACAGGAGGACUCAACACCACUCAAUUUGAGAACAAGAGAGCCCAUGUGUGGAAAUCAGGCUCUGUUAGAUAUUCUGCAGCAGGAUCGUAGAGAGGCAACAGAAGAGCGGCAGGAGUUGUGCAGCACCAUCGCCAGACUGCAGGUGGAGCUGGAGAGCUCAGAGGAACAGAGAGAGAAGCUGUCGUUUCAGUGUGAGCAGUUGAAUCUGAAGGUCAGAACUCUACAGCUGGACUGGGAGACUGAAGAGAAGAGGAGUGCAUCAUACUUCAACCAGAUCAUGGAGCUCGAGAGAGAGAGAGACCAGGCUUUGCGCAGUCGUGACAGUCUGCAGUUGGAGUUUACUGACUGUCUCCUGGAUAAAAACCAACUGCGCAAACGAAUCGCAGAGCUGCAGUGCAGUCUGGAGCAACUGCAGAGAGAGGCUGAGCGAGACAGAGAGAAGAGAGUGCAGAAUGCCCCCUGCCUGCACUGUUCUCAUUUGUCUCUGUUCAGUGAGGAUCAGUGUUUCGGGCCGUGCUGUUCUGCUGAUUUGAGCCCCAGUCCACAUACACGCCGAACACAGUGGAAGUCGCCCUCUAAAGUUCAAAUCAGUGAGCAGUCUGAAGAUUUAUACUGCUUACAUUCAGAGGAAAAUCUGCUCACACCGGUGUGUAACACAGAGAAGGAUAUCAACAGACUGUCAACAUUUCCAUUUCCACCCUGUGUGAACUCCAUCAACCGCAGAGUGAACGUAGAGUUUGAUUUGAACUCGUGGGGAAGUGAUGAGAACGAGCCAAACACAGAGGAUUCAGACUCGUGUCUAUUGAGUUCAUGGAGUUCUCUACCGUCUCAACUCUUUCUUCCUGACGUCAACGUGACCCCGACCCUUCCUGACCCUAAACCAUCAUCUUCAUCAUCACUGGUGUUAUCUCCAUUGCCCUCUUCCUCACCCAAAAGCCUCGCUGAUGACAUCACUAUCGUCGGUGGCAACCGGACGGGUAUAUUUGUGCAGUCGGUGAGGGUGGGCUCGCGUGCGGAGCAGUGUGGUCUGAAAGAGGGGAGUGAAUUACUGGAGUUGAAUCAGGUGUUGUUCGGGGAUGGUCAUGUUCUUCUCAGUCAGUGUACAGCAGAAGUGGCUCAUUUCUCUCUGCAGUGGUGGACUGAACCAGACUCACUCAAACACACACACAACCAGGAGGGUUAUUCUGGUUUACUGGAUGAACUGUCGUCUUCAUUCUUCACUGGUGCUGAUUCGUUCUAUGUGCGUGUGAACCUUGACCUCUGUCCCCUUGGUGACCCGCCGUGUCUCAGAGUUCUGUGUGAUGAUGUGCUUCAUGUCACUGACACGAGAUAUAAUGGCAAAUAUCAGUGGCGCUGUGUCCGCAUGGACAAAGGUACAGCAACACCGCUGGAGACCGGAGCUGUGCCUAAUUACAACAGAGCUCAACAGCUGAUGUUAGUGAGACUGCGUACAAUGACACUAGAACAGAAUCAAUAUAGGAAGAAGUUCUGUAAGAAAUCUCCUGAGCGUGUCCGGCUGAUUAAAGCUGUCGCUUCAAACUAUCGUGGAAUCAGCUCGUCCAGUCCAGUGCUCUUCACACUCAAUAACCGUCAUGAGGAGCAGCUGAUUCCCUUCAGUCUGGUUCAGUUGAUCCGUGUGUCCAGUAAACGUCCGGUGAUUUUCUCUCCGUCGCUGUUGUCUCGUGGGAUCAUCGAACGUCUGCUGCAGCCAGCCGAAUCCGGUCUGGAGUUCAACACCUGCCAACCAGAGCCAUUGGAGGGUUGUGUCUAUCAGGAUAAAAGUGUUUUCCUCUUAGACUCAUCAGAUCAACCAAUGGGAAUCAAACUACACAGUAUAAAUGAGGUUAUUAACCAGGAUAAACACUGUCUGCUUCAGUUGGGUUUGAACAGUGUGGAGAAUCUCCUGAAGCACAACAUCUACCCCAUCAUCAUCUACAUCAAACCCAAAGACAAGAAGGGCAGGAAGUUCAGGAAGCUGUUAUCGGGUCAGAAGGAGGAUCAGGUGAUGGAGGUGUGUCAGAUGGAGGAGCUGCAGUUGGAGGCUCUUCCUCUGAUGUUCAGUACGGUGGAGCCGAACACAUGGAGCUGCACAGACGAUCUGCUCACGGUGAUCCGCAGCACCAUCAUCAGUCAGCAGAGAGCAGUAGUGUGGCUGGAGCAGGAGCGCGUACAGUAGAGUAAAACAAACACCUGUGUCAGGUUUGUGUCUCACCUGACCACAUGUGAUCGGAUCACCCAAGAGGCAUCUUAAUAUCAGGUGGAAACGGGGUCAUAGAGUCACGUAAACAAUGAUAAAUACAGAUAUUAAAAUAAAUCUAACCAUAUCAUUGUGCAUAGUUAGGAUAGAAAAUAAAGAGACCCAUCAACUUUUAAAGGGAGAUGAAAACACUUCCUCUAUCUUUUAUUGUUGAUGUCAAAGGCUGUGCAUCCAAUCAAACUCAAAUUCACAUCACUUUGCAUUAUGGUUCAUACGAAUACAAUAUUAAUCACAGUAUUUGUUUAAUGCGUUAACAGAAUUUGCCUGUUCAGCUAAUGUCAUGUUAAUAAUUUAUCAUGUUUUUAGGCCUAUGUUGUCCAACAUUUCAACAUGUUGAUUUUCAAGGCCAUAUGUGUUUAUUUUUGUAUGUGUCCUGUAACAAAACCAGUUGAGAACCAAAGUGAUUUUCAGGGAUAUAUUGAAUAUUAUUUUGUGUUUAGUUAGUGGGAGGGAAGUUUAAAGAACAUAUUUGUUAUAUACUGGUUAAAUACUGGUUUGUGUUAUAGCACAGCUCAUAAUGUCUGAGAUAUUUCAUAAUGUGAACUCUGUAUGUGUGGUUUAUAUGAAUGUUUAUUAUAACUGGUGCUAGAGACUAGGUUUUACAACAACUUUUGCACAUUUAUUUUCUGGUAAUUGAGCCCUCAUUUAUGUGAUCUUUUACGAUUAACUUUAUCUGAAUAUCUGCUAUGACUUCACAGACUGAACAGUUCUGCUAUUAACGAUAACUGUGAUGAUGAAAAAUAAUGUGAUUUAUAGUGAAACUAUUCUGUUUUUAUUAUUUUCUUAUUAAAAAGUAUUGUA